CCUGCUCGGCGGGGGUAAACAGCUGCAGCGCGAGGCGCUUUUCUGCCUCACAGACUCCGAGUCUGCCCCUUUUCUCUUUAUAACGGUGACAGCGGCUGAGUGACGAAGGACGGGUUCCUUUGGCUCGGCGCUUCCCCCGGAUCAUGCCCCACGACCCCGAUCCUCCUCCGGCGAAGAAGUUUAAGCCGGGCUCUCCUUUCUCCCGCCUCGAUAAGAAGCCUGGAAUGCUGCUGCCCAGGAAAGGAAACGCUGCGAUCCCCAUAGACGCUCAGAGGAAACAGCUCCCGAUCUACCAGGCCAAGUCUCAGCUCAUCAGUCAGCUAAGGCAGCUCCACAAUGCCGUCCUCAUAGGAGAGACGGGCUCUGGAAAAACCACGCAGAUUCCUCAGUACCUGUAUGAAGCUGGAAUUGGUCGGCAGGGCCUUAUCGCGGUCACUCAGCCUCGCCGUGUGGCCGCAAUAUCUCUGGCAGGGAGAGUGGCUCAGGAGAAGAACAGUACACUGGGAAAGCUGGUGGGCUACACUGUAAGAUUUGAAGAUGUGACGUCCUCUGAGACCAAGAUCAAGUUCAUGACUGAUGGCAUGCUGCUGAGAGAGGCGAUAGGAGACCCUCUGCUGCUGCGCUAUACUGUGGUGAUCUUGGACGAGGCUCAUGAGCGUACCAUCCACACGGACGUCCUCUUUGGCGUAGCGAAGAGCGCCCAGCGCAAACGCAGAGAGCAGAAUAAGAUUCCUCUGAAGAUCCUUGUGAUGUCUGCCACCAUGGAUGUGGACCUGUUCUCUCAGUAUUUCAAUAAGUCCCCUGUGCUGUACCUGGAGGGUAGGCAGCAUCCUAUUCAGGUCUACUAUACCAAGCAGCCCCAGUCUGAUUAUCUGCAGGCAGCGCUGGUCUCUAUCUUUCAGAUCCACCAGGAAGCUCCACUAUCUCAUGACAUUCUGGUGUUUAUGACGGGUCAGGAGGAAAUUGAGGCUCUGGCUCGUACUUGUCGGGACAUCGCCAAGCACCUGCCGGACACAUGUGGACCAAUGACUGUCAUCCCUCUGUACGCCUCACUACCUCCUGCCCAGCAGCUCAGGGUCUUUCAACCUGCGCCUAAGGGAUCUCGGAAAGUCAUUCUUUCAACGAACAUUGCAGAAACGUCCAUAACCAUCUCUGGUAUCAAAUUCGUCAUUGACACGGGGAUGGUGAAAGCCAAGCGUUAUAAUCCAGAUAGUGGUUUAGAGGUGUUGGCAGUGCAGCGGGUGUCUAAAGCACAGGCGUGGCAGCGGGCGGGCAGGGCAGGCAGAGAGGACUCGGGCUCCUGCUACCGUCUUUACACAGAGGAGGAGUUUGACAACCUAGUCAACAUGACUGUUCCAGAAAUACAAAGAUGUAACUUGGCUGGUGUUAUACUGCAGCUGCUGGCUCUGGGUGUUCCUGAUGUGCUAAAUUUUGAUUUCAUGUCCAAGCCUUCACCUGAGUCGAUGCGAAUGGCAGUGGAGCAGCUGGAUCUGCUGGGGGCUGUGGAGAGGAAGGAUGAUCAAGUCUCUCUCACUCCUCUGGGCAAGAAAAUGGCCUGCUUCCCCUUGGAGCCCCGCUUUGCAAAAACCAUCCUGAUCUCUCCAGAGUUCUCGUGCUCAGAGGAGGUUUUGACCAUCGUCUCUCUGCUGUCUGUGGACUCUGUGCUCUAUAACCCACCUGCCCGUAGAGACGAGGUACUCGCAGUGCGCAAGAAAUUCAUCUCCAGCGAGGGAGAUCAUAUGACCCUCCUCAGCAUCUACAGAGCCUUCAAGAAAGUCAGUGGGAAUAAGGAAUGGUGUAGAGAGAACUUUGUAAACAGCAGAAACAUGGGCUUGGUGGCUGAAGUCCGAGCUCAACUAAGAGAUAUUUGCAUAAAGCUUGGGCUGAAGCUGGAGUCCUCGCAGUCGGAGCUGGUGAACGUGCGGCGCUGCUUGGCCCAUGGCAUGUUCACCAACGCAGCUGAACUGCAGCCAGACGGCAGCUACAUGGCUCUAGACACCCACCAGCCCGUGUCCAUCCACCCAUCCUCUGUCCUGUUCCAGGCCAAGCCGGCCUACGUGGUCUUCAAUGAGCUCCUGCACACCUCUCGCUGCUACAUGAGGGACCUGUGUCUGGUGGACGCUGACUGGCUGCAUGAUGCCGCGCCAGAGUAUUUUCGGCGAAAGCUCCGCACAGUGAAGAGCUAGUGCUGUCAGGGGCCACCAGGGGGCGUUAGUGCUGCUACUGCUUGACUUCACAGGAAUGUUCACGUUGUUAUUCCAAACAGUUUAGUAGAUGUCACGAUAACGGCAAAGCUUUUUGUUCUUCCUUCACAAGCUUGUUGACACUGAAGCCCAAUGCUGCAGGUGGAAUUAGUGGACGCUUGUUUACAGACGGACAGUUGGUUGAUUGGAUGUGAAUGAACUGAAGAGUUUUGCUCUUUGUACAAAUGAGGGUAUGUUUGACUAUUUCUAUGGUCAAGCUUUUUUGAAACGAGUCAUUUCUACCUGGUACGAAUCUUUAAGAUGUCAUGCCCGUUUCUAAUGUUACUCUCCUGACAGUAGGAUAGGUUCAGUUGGAUGGACAUUAGGUGAGCUUGUUUUGUUAACUUUCCCAUUCACUGAGCUGUUUCUGGACACAAUUUGCCUAUACGCAAACACUGAGGCCUGUGUUGAUGGAAUGGAGCCUUAUCCUUUAUCUGUAUUCAGCAGUUUUUAUUAAUACUGACUUCACUGUCUUUUUCCACCCAUAAUUUAAAUGACUUGAAUGAAUGUUUGUGGAGUAGCGAAGGCCUUACUGCUAUAUCUCCUAUUCAAAGCCUAUUCACAACCUAUUUGCCCUACAUGAACACAGAUAGCAAGGCACACAGUUGUUGUGCAUUAUGAUUCAGGCCGUGCUGUUUUUAUACGAAGACUGUAUCAUAUUGACAUUGAAAUGUAGUCUCUGUCAAAGACCAUAGCUGAAUAAUUAGUGUCUCCUUAUUACCCACAAUGCUUAAUUGCUUUCAAAAGGACCAAUGUAACUCGCAUCUCAGUUUAGCAGGAAUAUUUUCUCAUAGUAGGUUGAAGAUAGUACAAGUGCUUUGUAUGCUUAAAAGAUCUAUCCUCUUGUGUAUCAAGGGGGCACAGCAAUUUCUGGUUUGCUUGGAAAGAAAUGAAGUUGCAAUAGCUGAUUCUGCCAUCAGAUUAAAGAAACCUCCAGAACCUCAUGGUGGUUAUACUGGGGUCAUUGCCAAUAAAUUCUCAGACUUCUAGCGCUGCGGUUGGCUUUCCUCUAGAUUUUGAUAGCCUGAAAAUGUCACAUAAGCAGUUGUGCUCAACAUCACCCUUGGUUAGCUAUGCAUGCCUUUCUGUAGUAUCUGUAUACUACUUGUGCCCAGACACUUAUUCUGCUUUGACACGAUUUAUGUUCCACAGGUUGUGGCGGAUCAUUGCACAUCACAUUGAAGUACUUCUAUAUUGAUAUGCUAUGCAUGACAUGAUGAACAGAAUAUGACCACUCAGGUUUCUAUGGUACGCUGAAUGUACCUCCAAAUAUAUUUAGUCUAGUUGUAGGGACUUUUUAAAAAAGUUUGGUUAUUGAAUAGUGCAUGUACAAGGCGCAUUCUUCUUACUUUCAAGUUUACUGUGUAGGUUCUGCAUCCAAAGUAUACAAAUAUGCUUGAAUUUUAAAAAUAGGUUUUUAUUAUUUAUUUUUACUUUUUUUCUUUAUGCAAGAAUGAUUCCUCUCACAAAUUUCAAGGUUUUUUUGGCGUUCUCUCAAAAGCUUGUGCUAAAAUUAGCUACCAAAUAUGUAUUCAGGCAAAAACUAACCAGCUACAUUAUUAAUGCAUUUUGACAUUUGAUGUCGCAAGUUCCUGAAUAAGGUGGUUUUUUUGUUUUGUUUUUUUUUUCUCCUCCCUUGUUCAGUUAUAAUGGGAUUUUCCACAUGUUCUUUUUAUGAGGAAGGUGGUUGUGAAGUAUAUAGAGUCACUUUUUGUUUUUUCUUUGAUUUGCUACAAGAUG
This is a messenger RNA of Pygocentrus nattereri (red-bellied piranha), 3983 nucleotides long. It is a transcript of the gene dhx33, whose product is annotated as DEAH (Asp-Glu-Ala-His) box polypeptide 33. NCBI's taxonomy places the organism in Eukaryota, Metazoa, Chordata, Actinopteri, Characiformes, Serrasalmidae. Gene Ontology annotation, cellular component: nucleolus; intracellular anatomical structure. The transcript is spliced from 12 exons. Gene Ontology annotation, biological process: positive regulation of transcription by RNA polymerase I. The record is from RefSeq and is a predicted model, not a curated record. Gene Ontology annotation, molecular function: ATP binding; RNA binding. The coding region runs from base 144 to 2186 and encodes 680 amino acids.